This is a messenger RNA of Phlebotomus argentipes, 1549 nucleotides long. RefSeq names its product methionine aminopeptidase 2 (gene und). The coding region runs from base 61 to 1428 and encodes 455 amino acids. The transcript has 2 exons. Lineage: Eukaryota; Metazoa; Arthropoda; Insecta; Diptera; Psychodidae. Gene Ontology annotation, biological process: proteolysis. The record is from RefSeq and is a predicted model, not a curated record. Gene Ontology annotation, molecular function: metalloaminopeptidase activity.
CUCAGUUGGGCCGCCGAUAAUUUCCCGUGUGGCUGUCAGGUGUUGUCUCGCGGUGGAAAAAUGGAAGAGAGUGUGGAAAAGAUGCAGAUCAGCGCCGAGGCGACGAACGCCGAGGAGGAGGGUGUGAAAGUGGAGGCUGAGGACGCGGACGGCGCCAAGGAGGAGAGCAAAAACAAGCGGAAGAAGAAGAAAAGGGCCAACAAGAAGGCCGCAGAUGAAGCCGAAGCCCUGGCGGCCGGCGAGAAGGAGAACGGACCCGCCGACGCCCCCGCGGCCGAGGGGGACAAGACGAAGAAGAAGAAGAACAAGAAGGGCGGCAAUGCACAGACAGAUCCGCCCAGCAUCCCAAUUGCCAAGCUCUUCCCGGACGGAAACUUCCCCGAGGGCGAGAUCGCGCACCACCCAGCGCCGGCGGACGACCGCACGGCCAAGGACAGAUUCACGAGCGAGGAGAAGCGCGCCCUGGACCGCCUGCACCUGGACAUCUACAAUGACCUGCGGCAGGCCGCCGAGGCGCACCGGCAGACGCGGCAGCACAUCCAGCGCUGGAUCAAGCCGGGCAUGACGAUGAUCGAGAUCUGCGAGGAGCUGGAGAGCACGGCGCGCCGCCUGAUCGGCGAGAACGGCCUCGAGGCGGGCCUGGCCUUCCCCACGGGCUGCUCGCUCAACCACUGCGCCGCGCACUACACGCCCAACGCCGGCGACCCCACGGUGCUGCAGUACGACGAUGUGUGCAAGAUCGACUUCGGCACGCACAUACGCGGCAGGAUCAUCGACUGCGCCUUCACGCUCACGUUCAACGACAAGUACGACAAGCUGAAGGAGGCCGUCCGGGAGGCCACCAACACGGGCAUCCGCGAGGCCGGCAUCGACGUGAGGCUGUGCGACAUCGGCGCCGCCAUCCAGGAGGUGAUGGAGUCGUACGAGGUGGAGCUGGACGGCAAGACGUACCAGGUGAAGAGCAUCCGCAACCUCAACGGCCACUCCAUCGGCCCGUAUCGCAUCCACUCCGGCAAGACGGUGCCGAUCGUGAAGGGCGGCGAGACGACGCGCAUGGAGGAGAACGAGUUCUAUGCCAUCGAGACGUUCGGCUCCACGGGCCGCGGCCAGGUGCACGACGACAUGGACUGCAGCCACUACAUGAAGAACUUCGACGCGCAGUACGUGCCGCUGCGCCUGCAGUCGUCCAAGGUGCUGCUGAACAUCAUCAACAAGAACUUCAGCACGCUGGCGUUCUGCAAGCGCUGGCUGGACCGCGCCGGCGCCACCAAGUACCAGAUGGCCCUCAAGGAUCUGUGCGACAAGAACGUGGUGGAGCCUUAUCCGCCGCUGUGCGACGUCAAGGGCUGCUACACGGCGCAGUACGAGCACACCAUCAUGCUGCGUCCGUCCUGCAAGGAGAUCGUCUCACGUGGCGACGACUACUGAUGCCCAGGCGUCCGCUGGCGCCACCUUUUCUACCCUCAAUCGCGUGGACGUGUAAAGAUUUAUUCCACACAACACACAACACAAGAGAGAAUAAAGUUUAACCUUCUUUGAUUCAACUACA